AAUGGUACUGUCUAGGCGACGCUAAUGUUUGUCGCUUUUAUUUUUUUAUUCCUAUAAAUCAGCCUGCAGCCGAACACGUUUUCGUGCAAAAUCUAGUUAAAGGUCUCCUCGCGAAUUGCAACAUCUCUUGGAGCCGUGAGAUUUCACCUCGGAGCUGAUUUUAUAUUUUUUCUGGAGCGGAGCAUCACUGUAAAAUGAAGCGGCAGGCCGAACGCGACGCGAGUCCGUCCAGGACGCUCACCAAACGCGUCCGCGAGCGAGACCGGGAGCGCGAACUCAACCCGCCGCUCGCGCUGCUGCUCGCCGAAAGCAGAACUUAUCACAAACGUAGCCGCAGCAGGGAGCGGGAAAAACCGCGGGUUCGAGAAGAAAGAGAGAGUCUCCACCGCCCUUAUCAAGAACUGGGUCUGUUGGGUCGAGCCCCGCUCCGAACAACAACAGUUCUGCCUAAAGGUAAGACCCCAUCUGCAGACAAGGUGGGUACACGACUGGAAUACAAGACACUACUUAUAAGCAACCUUGGAUCAACGAUUUCUGAUGAACACAUAGAGGACGGACUGUUUCAUGAAUUUAAAAAGUUUGGGGAUGUAAGCAUCAAGCUGUCUCAUACGCCUGAACUGGGUCGGAUAGCUUAUGUCAACUUUCGACACACGGAAAAGGCGCGGGAAGCACGCCACGCCAAAACCAGGUUGGUGCUGUAUGACCGUCCACUUAAAGUUGAACCCAUGUACAUGAGGCGUCGCAGUUGCACGCCUCCUGAUGUUAGUUAUGUAUCCAUGCAUGUUUCCGCCUACACAUACAGGCAGCGUUCCCUUUCCCCGGGUGCUGGGGGAAGUGCUCUCAGAGAUUUGAGACCUAGACAUUAUGUGGAUGGUGUGGGGCUUAACAGGGACCGUGUUUUGGACUAUUAUAGUGCUUUGGAGGAGAGUCGUUGUGCAUAUGCAUACCAGCUUCCUGAGGAUGACUUAAAACCAGAGGAUGAUCAGAGAGCCACUCGGAAUUUAUUUAUCGGCAACUUGGAUCACAACAUUUCAGAGGUAGAACUACGACAAGGCUUUGAAAAGUAUGGAAUUAUUGAAGAAGUUGUGAUCAAACGCCCUGCCCGUGGACAAGGUAGUGCUUAUGCUUUUCUUAAAUUUCAGAACUUGGAUAUGGCACACCGAGCCAAAGUGGCGAUGCAGGGACGCAUGAUUAAUGGUAAUCCGAUUAAGAUUGGAUAUGGCAAGGCCAAUCCCACGACUCGACUGUGGGUGGGCGGACUUGGUCCAAAUGUCUCGCUGGCUGCUUUAGCCCGUGAGUUUGAUCGCUUUGGGAGUAUUCGAACCAUAGACUACGUGAAAGGAGAUAACUUUGCAUACAUUCAUUAUGAAAGCUUGGACGCAGCUCAGGCCGCCUGUGCGCAAAUGCGUGGCUUCCCUCUUGGUGGUCCAAAUUGUAGAUUGCGUGUGGAUUUUGCUAAGGACGAGGAAACAAGGCCAUACCCUCAACAGUACCAGCCUCCUUUGCUCCCGCCUCCACAUUUUGAUGUUCUGCCUGAUGGUUACGCACGUCACCGCAGCUUGGAAAGAGAGCUACGAGCAAGGACUCGUUCACCAUCGCACCCUCUGUUCAUGGAGCGAGAGCGCCUUUCUGACCGCGACUUGAGUCCGCUGAAGGGGCUUGAGCGGCGAGCAAACCCGGAGGUGUUUGGUCGGAUUAGGCAGCACAGUCGAAGCAGUAGCAGGGAACACUGGCUAAAGGAGCGAGACCUGGAACACGGCGUAGGGAAAAACUGUGAGGAACGGCGCAAACGAAGGAGCCUCAGUCCCAUAGAGCGACCCAUCGAAGAGCGCAGAAAGUCAAAACUCCGGGGAGGGGCACCCUCAACUCCUGAGGACAGCCCAGACCGGGGAUGCGGUCGCCUUCCAGACUCCACCUCUGAACCUCUAAAUCACACUCCUGACAUCAGCAGACACUCCAGUGAUGGAUGUCCCCUGCAGGAUGAAUCUUUGCAUCAGAGGAGGAAUAGUGAGCGUGAUCGCAAUCAUCGCAAAAACGAGAGUGACCCUGACUCCCAGACUGACAAAUCCAAAACUGACUCCAAAAAGCCCAGCACACUGUCUGAAUACGCCCAGAUGCUGAGUUGUGUGUGGCAUGGUUCUCUUGUCCUUAAAAACAGCUGCUUCCCCACAAACAUGCACAUGCUUGAGGGAGGCGCAAGCUUUCUACACUCCCUCAUGAGAGACAACCAAGCAGGCGGUUCCAAGAUCACGCAACUUAAAAUUGCUCAACGGCUAAGAUUGGAUCAGCCAAAACUGGAUGAGGUGACUCGUCGCAUCAAGCUGGGCAGCCCAGACGGUUACGCUGUCCUUCUCGCCGUCCAGGGGCCCAUGGACCGGGAUGCCCCUCCUCCAGAACCAGGCCUUCAGCAUCGCCUUCUACGCAACUUGGUGACAUACCUCAGAAACAAGCAGGCAGCAGGGGUCAUCAGCCUGCCCCUCGGAGGUCCAAAAGAGAGGGAGAUGGGGGGCAUGUUGUAUGCCUUCCCUCCUUGUGACUUCUCACAACAGUAUCUUCAGACUGCUCUAAAAACUAUCGGAAAACUCGAGGAAGAGCACAUGGUCAUUGUGGUUGUUAAAGACUCAUCUUAACACUUCUAUUCCAACACUUCACUUUCCACAGAUAUUAUGCCUUUUUAUUUUAGGUAGAUGUACCUUUUUACUUUAAAGGGAUAGUUCACCCAAAAAUAAAAAUUCUGUCAUUUACUAAUAUUGUGUUCCAUGGAAGAAGGUAAGUAGUACUGGUUUGAAGCAAGAAGGCGAGUAAAAGAUUUUCAGAAUUUUCCUUUUCGGGUGAGUUAUCUAUUUUACAUGUCCACAUAGUAUACUAAACCAGCGUUCCCUUCUUAAAAGGUUUUGAAAAUUUGAAUAGCAUUCCUCCAACAAUAUUUUUUAAAAUAAAAUAAUACAUUAGUUUUAAAUUUGUUUUAUAUCAAGGGGUUUUAAAUUUGUUUAUCUCAGCAGUGUUCCAAAUGUUCAUUGUAUGCUAUUUACAAAACUUUUUUGAAGUUAAAUCCAGAAGACAAUUUGACUGAAGUGGUUUGUUUAUAAGAAAUAUAAAGCAAAUCGGGCCUCAUUCCUGAAAAAAGAGCGUAACAAAAUCAAUGUAAAUUGUUUUGUAAAUUCAUUGUUGCGAAAAUUGUCACAACCAUUAAGACCAAUUCAAGAAUGGGUUUGCAAACUAUUUAAUCUAAUAAUUUUUUCCAGUGUCUUGUGCAUCAGGAACAGUGACGGCAUUCAAGUGCAAUCAUUUUUUGUGGCUAUUUCACUUCGUAGCACAUUCACCUAACAGUCCUUCCCUCACCAAUUACAUCCAUUUGACCAUUUUUACUUACCAGAUGGAGACCUAGACAAACGCAUGUGUGCAAAUCAUAUAUAAAUGAUUUCUUAAGAAAAUGGACUUGUGCAAUUUAAUGCAACGAUUUAUGUAAGAAUGGUUUUACAAGCGAUUUACACACUUGUGUUUAAUGAAUGCGGCCUAGUGACUUCAAAUUCAAGUUUUCUAAUUGAUUUGUGGCUUUUUACUCUGCAAGAAACUCACUCACCUAACAGUUCUAUGCUUCAUCAGAAAUAUACAGUACUUGAUAUACUUUUUCCUUCAUAUCAGGUGAGGUGCUUGUGUCAUAACUGAUGGCAUCUACCUCUUUAAUCAUGUAACACAUCAGGUAUGUUUGACAUAAUGAAGAUGACGAAAUGUCUGAGUCCACUGCAAUUGUUUUGUGUCGUUUGUAAUAUGCAACAGAAGGUCAUGUGACCAUACGUGUAUCUUUACUGAUCAAGUACUUUAUGGAUCCAAACUCACUAAUGUUGAAAAUGUUCUGAACACUACAAUUUAAGCUUGUGUAAUGGUUUGUUUGUAUACUGGAAUGUCUGUUAAAGGGGUAGUUCACCCAAAAAUGACAAAUCUGUAAGAGAGUUUGUAAAGGUGACAGAAUUUAAACUUUUUUUGGUGUACCAUCCGUUUAAGCCUUAAUUUUUUUUGACUGCCCUCCAUUGAAUGACUUUGCCAUUUCAUUUUUACCAGUGGUAAAUUGAGCCAGUGUCUAUUUUAAACAAGUGCUAUUCUGGGAGUUUUAAAAUGUCUAGCGAUUGAGCUUCGGAAUCAUGUAUAAACCUGAAUCAAGUGUCAUUUCUAGGUUUUCGAUAUUAAUGAAGGGAUUUUGAAAAAUCCACCCACCAACACUACAUCCCUUUGCACUGAAAGGUUAUUUCCCAUUGUUUCUUUUUAAUUGUAUUCUGCUAUUUUACUCGCUCUUUAUUUCAAUCCUUUUUGUAAUAGUUUUUUUCUAGGAUUGUUUUUUUUGUGUCUGUAUGCAAAAUAUGUAUAGUAUAUAAACAUGCAAGUAAGCAUUUCAUGUUCCUGUUUUUAAAUCUUACCUCUGGUCUUUAUUUUCAAAUCAGUGCAUUAAAUUUGAACAUUUAAUAGCAAAGAUGUCAGACCUGAUUUCAUAAUGAAGAUGAGCGGCCAACAAACAUGAUUUCUCAUUGCAAAGCAUACGUCCUGUCUCCAUAGUUACCUCUCCAUCUCAUGUAUUGCCUACAAAACAAGUUGUGAAGGUUAAAGUGGUAUCCAGGCAACUGCAUCCAUCAUUUAAAAAAACUUACAGAUUCCAGAGUUCAAAUGAGGCCUAGCUGUGCGAAUGCGUGAAUAACCACUAGGUGGCAGUGCCAUCAUAAACAACACUUAACUCAUGAAACCAGCUCAUCACUGCUGUGUAAGUGGGAAAUUGCUCAAGGGAAAACAGUCAUUGCUGUGCAUAUUAAACAUGUGCUGAGACAUUGUUGCUACAUUUAACACCAAUUUGAAAGCAGUCUUCAUUUAUACGCCCAAUGCCAGCAUGCAAAUUAAGGAGUUCUGCAUUUGGUAUUUAUGCUAUUUGGUAUAUAUGUUAGAUCUACAUGACACCUUAAAAUUAACCUGUACUAUACCCUUAAUUAGCUCUUUUAUC
Xyrauchen texanus (razorback sucker) is the source of this 4987-nucleotide messenger RNA. Its product is annotated as putative RNA-binding protein 15B. The transcript has a single exon. The record is from RefSeq and is a predicted model, not a curated record. Gene Ontology annotation, molecular function: mRNA binding. NCBI's taxonomy places the organism in Eukaryota, Metazoa, Chordata, Actinopteri, Cypriniformes, Catostomidae. Gene Ontology annotation, cellular component: nucleus. Gene Ontology annotation, biological process: regulation of alternative mRNA splicing, via spliceosome. Bases 195 to 2630 code for a protein of 811 amino acids.